ACCCUACUGCUGAUGUCCAUCCCGAGUAUAAAACUGUACGAGGAGGAGCACAUGCUGCAUAUACUAGCGCAGCAGACCAUCAGCAGCAAGCUAAUAAUUAGAGCGUUCCACUACAGAAACGAGCCAGGCAGAGUAGAGGAAAUGGCCGGCAGCAGCAGCGAGGAGAAAGCGGUGGCGGCGGUGCAGAACAAGAAGGUGGUGCUGAGGAGGCACGUCACCGGGUUCCCCACCGAAGACGACAUGGAGAUCACGGUGGACACUACCGAGAUUCGUGUGCCGGCGGGGCAGACCGCCGUGCUGCUCAAGAACCUCUACCUGUCCUGUGACCCAUGGAUGCGCGGCCGCAUGACCAAGCACGAAGACGGCGCCUCCGUGCCGGCCACCGACUUUGCGAUCGGAGAGGCCAUGGUCAACUACGGUGUCGGCAAGGUGAUAGACUCGACGCACCCAGAGUUCACCGGCGGCGACCUCGUCUGGGGGAUGAGUGGAUGGGAAGAGUACACACUCAUCACCCAGCCGGAAUCCCUGCACAAGAUCAACCACGCCGACCUGCCGCUCUCCUACUACACCGGCGUUCUUGGCAUGCCGGGGCUGACGGCGUACGCAGGGUUCACCCAGGUCGGCAGGCCCAAAAAGGGCGACUUCGUGUUCGUCUCGGCGGCGUCAGGCGCCGUCGGGCAGCUCGUCGGUCAGCUGGCGAAGAUCGCCGGCUGCUACGUGGUCGGCAGCGCCGGCUCCGACGAGAAGGUGGGUCUGCUCAAGACCAAGUUCGGCUACGACGACGCGUUCAACUACAAGUCCGAGACCGACCUCGGCGCCGCGCUGAAGCGGCGCCUCCCCGACGGCGUCGACAUCUACUUCGACAACGUCGGCGGCGCGACGCUGGACGCCGCGCUGCUGCACAUGCGCGACGGCGGCAGGGUCGCCGUCUGCGGGAUGAUCUCGCAGUACAACCUGGAGGAGCGAGACGGCCUGCGCAACCUGUACUGCGUCAUCCCCAAGGCCAUCAGGGUGGAGGGGUUCAAUGUUGGCCGCUUCUUCCAUCUGUACGAGAGGUUCGAGGAGGAGAUGGCUGGGUACAUCAAGGACGGGAAGGUCGCCGUCGUUGAGGACGUCGUCGAGGGUAUUGAAAGCGCACCGGCAGCUCUGAUCGGGCUGUUCUCGGGCAAAAAUGUGGGGAAGCAGGUGGUUGCGAUUGCAAGGGCAUGAGUCCCGAAUUAGCGGUUUUGAUUAAGGACAGGCCCGACAAAUAUAAUAACAUCUUUAAGUGUGAUAAAUAUAUAUAAAUUGAAGUGUAAUCUCAACAAUACUUUUAAUUGUUUUAUACAUGUAGUUCGUAUUCAUGAUCAAAAAAUUAUAAUGCUACGAUGAAAAAUAGGUGAAAUGAUAGUUUGAUGUGCUGUAAAUUGAAAAAAAAAUCAAGGAUAUUAAAUUUUUCCUUCA
This is a messenger RNA of Sorghum bicolor (sorghum), 1443 nucleotides long. Its product is annotated as 2-alkenal reductase (NADP(+)-dependent)-like. The record is from RefSeq and is a predicted model, not a curated record. Gene Ontology annotation, molecular function: 2-alkenal reductase [NAD(P)H] activity. The coding region runs from base 13 to 1209 and encodes 398 amino acids. The transcript is spliced from 3 exons. NCBI's taxonomy places the organism in Eukaryota, Viridiplantae, Streptophyta, Magnoliopsida, Poales, Poaceae.